UGGCCUGUGAAUCUCGGGGUGAUAAUUUGCGGCAUGUGUUUUUGAGCCACGACUUCACAGUUGUGGCGACGGUGAGCAUCGAAAAUGUUCCGAGUGGGAAAACUCCUCUACUGACUGCGACUUUGGCGGACACUGAGUCCAAUCAUACCAUGGGAAUCUUGUAUACCGCGGAUAAGAAGAUGGAGACGGUGUUCAAAGACAAAACAACAAGGAGCAGCACUUGGGAGCCGAAGAAAGAAUACCAAGUGGCACUCAUGCUCCAAGGCAAAAAGGCCUCUGUGCACAUUGAUGGUCGGUCGCUGGGGGAAGGAGAAGUGCUGCUAACAGAUGAGAAGUCACUUGAGCUUGUGCACUUCUGCUUUGGUGCGUGCGUUCAGGAGUCCAGUCCAACGGCCGCCGGCCAACACUCUCCUGUGACGGUGGCGAACGUCUUUCUGUACAACCGCCCACUGAAUUCCACUGAGAUGCGUGCAAUCAAGGACAGGAUCCCCGUUCCGAAGAGAGGCCCGGGAUCACAGGUGGAGGGUGGAACGGGAAGGAGUCAUAUCCCUCGUAUUGAGGGUGUGCGAGCCAAUGCGCCUGCUGGGAGCGGACUGCUGUCGCUGCUUCUUCUGCUGGGACUGUGGGGGUUUGCGGCUGCGUGA
Trypanosoma cruzi is the source of this 644-nucleotide messenger RNA. Its product is annotated as trans-sialidase, putative. Gene Ontology annotation, molecular function: exo-alpha-sialidase activity. Lineage: Eukaryota; Euglenozoa; Kinetoplastea; Trypanosomatida; Trypanosomatidae. The record is from RefSeq and is a predicted model, not a curated record. The annotation marks the transcript as partial. The transcript has a single exon.